Molecule: messenger RNA, 768 nt
Organism: Eurypyga helias (sunbittern)
Lineage: Eukaryota; Metazoa; Chordata; Aves; Eurypygiformes; Eurypygidae
Product: sodium-dependent phosphate transporter 1-like
Exons: 3
Biological process (GO): phosphate ion transmembrane transport
Cellular component (GO): membrane
Molecular function (GO): phosphate transmembrane transporter activity
Source: RefSeq, a predicted model, not a curated record
GUGGGCCACCAGCUGAGCCCCAGCGGGCAGUACCACACGGUGCACAAGGACUCGGGGCUCUACAAGGAGCUGCUGCACAAGCUGCACCUGGCCAAGGUGGGGGACUGCAUGGGGGACUCGGGGGACAAGCCCCUGCGGCGCAACAACAGCUACACCUCCUACACCAUGGCCAUCUGCGGCAUGCCGCUGGACUCGCUCCGAGCCAAGGAGGGGGAGGAGGCAGAGAAGCUGACCUGGCCCGUGGCGGACCCCAAGAAGAGGGUCCGCAUGGACAGCUACACCAGCUACUGCAACGCGGUGGCGGACGCCCACCCGGCCGCUGAUGUGGACUUGAACACGGCGCAGGUGGAGAUGGGCGUGAGCGACCGCAAGGGCAGCGGCGGCUCCCUGGAAGAGUGGCAUGACCAGGACAAGCCCGAGGUGUCGCUCCUCUUCCAAUUCCUGCAGAUCCUCACGGCCUGCUUUGGCUCCUUUGCUCAUGGUGGCAAUGACGUCAGCAAUGCCAUCGGGCCCCUGGUUGCGCUCUACCUGGUCUAUCAGACCGGCGAUGUGGCUACCAAGGCGGCGACUCCCAUCUGGCUGCUGCUCUAUGGAGGAGCAGGGAUUUGCAUCGGCUUGUGGGUCUGGGGAAGGAGAGUCAUCCAGACCAUGGGGAAGGACCUGACUCCCAUCACACCCUCGAGCGGGUUCAGCAUCGAGCUGGCAUCGGCCCUGACGGUGGUGAUCGCCUCCAACGUCGGCCUCCCCAUCAGCACAACCCACUGCAAG